AUGUCUUUCCUUGCAUUGUUCAACAAGUCAGCGCAGCCACUGCGUUACAAGCUGCUCACCCGUUUAACUGCCUAUAAUGGCUCUAUCCAUGCACUUGCGAUUUCUAAUGAUGGACACCUGCUUGCAUGCGGUGGAACCGAGGGAAUCAAACUCUGGGAUAUCACAUCGCGGAAAGAACUCACAUCUUCGUCCAAUCAUCAUGAAUCAAGGGGAACAGUCAGUUGCGCAAUUUGGGCCACGACUAUGAAAACCACGGCAGAAACCCUCUGCUAUGGAACAGGCCUGGGUUAUAUUGUAUGUUUGCGACGCAGUCUCACAGAUGAAAAAUUCCAGGAAAUAUGUGCCAGGAGACUGGGAUCGGGUUUUGAGAUCACAUGCUUGUCAUGGCGUUCAACUUCCUCUGACAGCAACCUCUCGCAGCUCCAGCCUGUCUUCGCAGUGCGACUUGAAAAUACGGUGCCCAAGUCGGUAGCGUUCGCAGAUAACCGGAGCAUCUAUGUGUUCGGGCUCUAUGAUGGCAACUUCAUGAAACUGAAGGAUGAAGAUGGCGACAUAGUGCAAGAAAUUAGCUGCAAAUCAGUGAUUGGUCAUGCUGCGGUGUACUCCAAGCGGGGCGUGUUCGUUGUUGAUAAUGCAACAGACGGGUUUACAUUAUAUCGCCUUGAAGGUGAUGGUGAGCCUGUUCGAACGUUUGCAACUGGUUUGCCAAGCGUAUCGGUCCCGAAGCAAGUGGCAUUCGGGGAAGACGGCAAGACAGGGGAGACACUUCAAACCCUCCACCACGCGGACACUGGCCUUGUGCAAACAAUAUCUGCACGCGAUCUCAAUGGCCGCUGCACAAUUGCCAGCACUUCGCCCGUAUCCAAGGCGCCCUCAGGGGAUUACUGGUCCCUGUCGCACAUACUGGUUAUGUUGACACGACUACUGGCACUGCUAUCUAUGAGCGUCUUCCUGCUGAUAAAUUAUAGAGACAGCUUUUUGGAUAGCGCACUGAACCGUGUACAUGGGUACAUGACUUCGGCAACAAUGAUUAAUGUGGCUGAUGACUUUUCACAGCGUGUCCAAGCUGCCAUGAUAUUUGACGAGAAGGGCCUGACCGAAGGAUACGUCAAAAAUGACAUUAUGAUGCUCCGGGAAUUAGUGGCAAAGAUCAUGGAGCUAGCUCAAGAAGCGGAUGGAGCGAUCGACAAAGAUGACCAUAGGGGCAAGCGCGAUACUGAUUACCCGCGAGCAGCAAAAGGAGAUGAAGAGACGAAGGACCUAUCUCUCAUCCAGUACAUGUAG
This is a messenger RNA of Suillus paluster, 1284 nucleotides long. RefSeq lists its product as uncharacterized. Gene Ontology annotation, molecular function: protein binding. NCBI's taxonomy places the organism in Eukaryota, Fungi, Basidiomycota, Agaricomycetes, Boletales, Suillaceae. The coding region runs from base 1 to 1284 and encodes 427 amino acids. The transcript is spliced from 11 exons. The record is from RefSeq and is a predicted model, not a curated record.